Fomitopsis serialis is the source of this 384-nucleotide messenger RNA. RefSeq lists its product as uncharacterized. Bases 1 to 384 code for a protein of 127 amino acids. The record is from RefSeq and is a predicted model, not a curated record. Lineage: Eukaryota; Fungi; Basidiomycota; Agaricomycetes; Polyporales; Fomitopsidaceae. The transcript has 5 exons.
AUGGCAUAUAGCCUUUCUUGGUAUCUCAUGCGAGAUGGAACCUUCUAUUUCAUUAUCAUGCUCGUUUUGAACGUCGUCGACAUCCCCUUUUUCGCACACGCGGAUGUUCAGCUGUUCUUGUCAACCACGAUAUAUCCUUUGUCGGUUCUCCUUCUCUCCCGCCUAUUACUGAACCUCAGAGACGCGGCCUACACUUCUACAACUUCAAAAACAUCGUCCGGCUUCGUGGAUGUGCCUUCGCUCUGCACUCCUUCGAGUGUGGUUUUCGCGCGCGAAUCAACGGGUGCAGACCCGGAGUCACCAGACAUCUUUGAAUCACCGAGGCUAGACUUUGCCGAUGAUGCUGACGACGCCGUGCUGGACUUGUUCGAGAAUAGGAGCUAA